This is a messenger RNA of Brassica napus (rape), 2079 nucleotides long. RefSeq lists its product as uncharacterized. Lineage: Eukaryota; Viridiplantae; Streptophyta; Magnoliopsida; Brassicales; Brassicaceae. The transcript has 12 exons. The record is from RefSeq and is a predicted model, not a curated record. Bases 1 to 2079 code for a protein of 692 amino acids.
AUGUGUUUCAUCCACCUCCGUUCAUGUGGAUUCCGUCUUUGCAUGUCAUCGGACAGAUUCUUAAAUUCUGGAUCUGAGGACGGCCCCGGUGGUGGUGAUUCCUCAGGGGGACAAUUCUCUGAUGGGGUGCCCUCAUCUGUGUUGCCCCGGAGACUGUUCGCAUAUGGUGCGUACCCGACAAAGUUGCGAGUAAACAUCUACUCAAAAUCACACUUCAUCGGUUCUGUUGUUGUUGCUCUAAAGGGGGCGGAUGCGAUGGACACUUUGAUGGCUUCCCAGUUUUGGGGGCUGUUUCAGCUUCCCGUUGUACGCUGCCAGAACUCUACGAAGCUCAUCGGCUGCCUCCUCAGCCGACAGCUCGUUACGGCUCGCAGACACGAGUUCUGGUUCACCUUCGGGCCCGAUCCACUACGUUUCUCGCUGGAUGAAUUCCGAGACGUUACAGGUUUGAACUGCGGAGCUUUCGAUGUUCAGGAUUCGGAAGCAUCUGAAUCUGUUCCUCCGACGAUGUGGAACAAGCUCUUUGAUACGGCUGUCGGUAAGUUAACAGUCCUGAGUGUACUGUGCAUGUUGGGAAAUGAAUAUCUAGCUGUGGAGAAACGGCUCCCUUUGGCUCUGAUCGCGUUGGUUGAUGGUGUUCUCUGCCCCAGUAACAAAGAUCUUAAACUAACGCCCAGGUACGUUGAGAUGCUGUCAGACGUUGAGAGCUUUUUAGCAUAUCCGUGGGGUCGAGAGUCGUUCUUGACGACCGUGCCGCGUUUCCUGCCUCCCCUUAUUGUCGGACCAGGUGCGAACCCACUGCAAUUGUUCGUAUUUGAUGUUGUGCCUCUGCUAUUGGAGAAAAUUCCCGACGCAGGGAACACCGCCACUUUCAUUGAUUCCCCCGGAGCUUGCUCUUCGCCGUCCACUAUUCUCACAGUCAACGAAAUAGUUGCUGUCGAGGAAGACCCAGACCUCUCUGUCCACUUCACCGUGAUUCCUGAUGAGGAACGGCUACUGUUGGUGGACCAGAAUGAAGAUAGGCAAGUUACUUCUUUGGUGCAGAAGUUGCUUUGUGGGGAAACAUUCAAACCUGAGGACUUUCCAGGUGGUGACCAGUCGUUUUCCCCCAAGUUUAAGGUUCCAGAUGCUGCCCAGGGGGAGGGAGCUUGUCCCACUCCCCGGUUUGAGGGGAUGGAGAACAAUAUUGAAGAGUUGCGGACACUGAUUUGCAAGAGUUUGGGUUUGCCCGAGGGGAGCAAAAGCAACGCUAGGAAGAGGAAAGCGAUGGAUGAUCCGCAGGAAGUGAGCAGGAAGAACCCACCCUCAUCAGAGAGAGAAAGUGGUCACCAGAAUGAUGAUGAUCAUGCAAAGGAAAACGAGUCUGACAAUGCACGUUUUCCACCAUCCGGCGGAAACAAAGGCGAUCAGCGCUGGGGGGAUGGUCAGCAGCAAGAAACACAAUCGAAUGCCCUCGUCCUGUUUGGAGAUGUAUUAGAUGUUGAGCCUGAGUCCUAUGUGUUACCAGCAGAGCAUGCGGUAACCUCCCCGGGGGCGUGGCAGAAAAGAAACCCAACGUACCGGUAUGAGCAAGGCUCCCCAGUCGCAUGGGAGAAAACAAAGCCGAACUGUUACAGUUCGGUUGGUAGUGUACGCUCCUUUCAUCCUUCAUGGGAUGGAAACCCCUCCUCGAAAUCUAAGGAAAGAAGUGCUCCAGAAGGUGGGGAGGGUCAUCAAAAAUGGGUAGGUGCUCCACCGGUGGGCUAUGAGUCCGAUCAAACAUCAAAUCAGAAUGAGGGAGAGGGGCUUGAACAAGUCUCUGCUCCUAUGGGGUUUGUUGAGGCACUUGUGAAGGAGAUCAACUCUGAAAUCCCGGGGGCGGACGAGGGUGCACAGCCAAAAGAAAACGAGUCGGUAGCUGCCCGCAUGACACCAACAGCCGGGAUUGACUUUGCGCAGAAAACGGGUGCCGACAACGGUGGUGAGUCCGGUCAAACACCAAAUCAGAGUGAUGGAGAGAGGCUUGAACAAGUCUCUGCUCCUAUGGGGUUUGUUGAGGCACUUGUGAAGGAGAUCAACUCUGAACGGACGAGGAAAUAA